Messenger RNA from Misgurnus anguillicaudatus (oriental weatherfish), 1108 nucleotides. Lineage: Eukaryota; Metazoa; Chordata; Actinopteri; Cypriniformes; Cobitidae. The record is from RefSeq and is a predicted model, not a curated record.
AGUGGGAGCUUUGGAAAGGAAGAUGGCCAACAUGGUAGGAACAGUCACACCAUUUGAUAGUCAGUCGCAGUCUUGGGAAGAGUAUAUUGAAAUUUUGCAACAUUUCUUCGAGGCAAAUGAGAUUACAGAAGCAGCCAAGCAAAAAGCUAUACUGUUGAGUACUGUAGGAAAUCAAACAUACAGUCUACUGAGGAAUUUAUUGAGUCCAGUUAAACCAGGAACAAAAACUUUUGGAGAAUUAGUGGAUUUACUGAAAGAACAUUUCAAUCCAAAACCCAGUGAGAUUGUACAACGAUUUAAAUUCAAUUCUAGAUCAAGAGAUGAGGGGGAAAGUGUUCUUGAGUAUGUGGCAGUAUUAAGGAAAUUGGCUCAUGAUUGUAAUUAUGGAGAAAAAUUAACAGAGAUGCUGCGGGAUAGACUGGUAUGUGGAAUAAAUGAUGACCGUAUUCAACGUAGACUGCUGGCAGAAUCCGAGUUAACGUUUGAGAAAGCGUUGAAAAUAGCUCAAGCAUUGGAAACAGCCAAUAAAGAUGUAAAGGAUUUGCAAGCUCAACGUUCAGAAACAUCGAUUGCAAUGAGAGUGCACAAGACAUCAGUAAAACAAGAAAGUCAAGGUAGAGCAUGUUACAGAUGUGGGAAUUUGCAACAUUUGGCCAAUGAGUGUAGAUUUAUUUCAGAGAAAUGUCACAAAUGUGGAAAACAAGGACAUAUAAUGAAAGUAUGUAGAUCAAAAAGUUCCAUCAGAGAAACAACCUUUCAAGGGGGAGAAAGACGCAUGCAAGUUCCAGCCAGAAGAGAACGGAGAUCACAUUAUGUCAGUAGUAGAGAUGGAAAAAGUGAAUCUGAGGAAGAAGGUAUUUUUACAGUGUACAGUUUGAAAGAGACAGAGAUUCCUAAGGUUGCUCCUCUGACUAUCACAUUGGCUGUAAAUGAUUCAAACAUACCUUUUGAAGUGGAUACAGGCUGUGGUGUGACGGUAAUGAAUGGAUCAAAUUUUUCCAAAUUAUGGGAAGAACAUAAAAAUCCAGAAUUAAAGACCUGUUCUUUGAAGUUAACAACUUACACUGGCCAAGCCUUACCAGUGUUGGAGGGUGGAUCAAGGAACUAG